This is a messenger RNA of Anopheles gambiae (African malaria mosquito), 2965 nucleotides long. Its product is annotated as zinc finger imprinted 3. Gene Ontology annotation, cellular component: nucleus. Gene Ontology annotation, molecular function: zinc ion binding. The transcript has 3 exons. NCBI's taxonomy places the organism in Eukaryota, Metazoa, Arthropoda, Insecta, Diptera, Culicidae. The coding region runs from base 112 to 1710 and encodes 532 amino acids. The record is from RefSeq and is a predicted model, not a curated record.
UCUGACUGUAAACCAAUCAACUUCGGAAAGAAGCGCUGUCUGCAGAAAGUAAAUUUUGCAUGCAGCUGUACCCAACGCUUGUGGCGUGCUUUGAGUUUGUGUUGUUUUACGAUGGCGGAAAUUUUCCCAACCACUUGCCGGUUUUGUUUGGCGCAGGAUCCAUCCACGAGAUGCUUUUUCGACGCAUUCAUUUGCAAAGAAGAACGUAACAAAGUGCUAGCUCUGCUAGAAAUGGAGAUUCAUCCGUCGGAUGCGUAUACGAAUAUUUGUGUGGAAUGCGAAAACAACAUCGCCAUCGUCUAUAGCAUUAUUAGUGAAAUGCGAAGCAACAACAAGCUUUUCCUUGCCCUUCAAUCGCAGCAAAACGAAGCACAAUUCCACCAGGAUAAUGAUGCCAAAUCGGAAGAUGAUAACGACGUGCCAGCCGGACCAACUGUACUUGGCCUUUGCAUAGAGAAAAUCGAAUAUAGCGACGAAGAAUAUUUGUACGAAGUGGACGAACAAUUGGAAGACGAGGACUCGGUUGCAUACGAGCAAAAUGAUGAUAAACAAACUAAUUCCGCCGGCGAACCAUCGCUCGAUUCCAAUCGCCCUAUCAGGGAGCAGCUAGAAUUGCCCCAUGAAGAUGAUACCUUAUCCUCACGAUGUGGCAAGUGUUGGUUGACGCUAUACAGCGACAACGAUUGGAAUGGCUCCUUGCCUGGUAACCGUUUUGGAUGCUUGUACUGUUCGGAGGUAUUCGCGUCGCAGACCGAUUUAGAGCAGCAUCGGGAAAGCUGUGAAGAGUAUCAGUGUGGUGGCUGUAAUCAGAGCUUCACCUUUUUGCAACAGCUGCUAAAGCACAAGUCGUGUAAGCGUAGAAAAAUGCAUCGUUUGCGAAAUGUUAAACACUUGUUAAACGCUGACAAUCUGCUCGAAGAGCAAACAAACCCAUUGAGUUGUGCAGUGUGCAACGAGGAAUACCCUUACAAUGAGGAAGUGCCGGAGGACAUCCAUGAAACACACCAGGAGAUCGACGUAAAGUGGCAUCGAUGCGAUCGGUGCCCCAAACAGUUCUAUUCGCUUGCCUCCGCCCGCCAUCAUCGUGCCUUGCAUACACUCCAAAAAUUCCCGCGGAAAAAUCAAACAUCUUUGUCGAAAGAAUGCAAAGAAGCGAAUCAGACGAAAGGAUCGAACGAAUGCACCAUCUGCCGUACCGAGUUCAAGUACCAUCGCGAGCUGCUGCAGCAUCUAGAAACGGCACAUGCGGGCGUUUCCAUUGAGCUGUACCAAUGCACGCAGUGCGAUGGACAGUUUACCUCCCAGGCAAAGCUGGACAAGCACACGCAUAACACGCACCGGGCACGGAAGUCCCGGUACUGCUGUUCGUACUGUGGGCGCCGGUUUAACAAACGCAUCAUGCUGGUGGAUCACGAAACCGUUCACCGUGGCCAGACGAAGUACCACUGCGAUACGUGCAGGCGGGGCUUCACGUACAAAAGCUCGUACGAUCGGCACAUGGAGGUGGUGCACAGUGAGGCGAAAAAUUUCUCGUGCAAGUAUUGCGCCAAGAGCUUCAAAAGAAAAUCGACCUUAAUAACGCACGUGCGGUUGCAUACCGGCGAGAAACCGUUCGAAUGCGCCACCUGUGACUUCCGUUGUAGCGACGCUAGCUCGCUCCGCAAGCACAAUAUGAAAUUCCAUUGGGCCAAAAAAGGAGAGAAGCUGUAGGUUUUCGGAUAUGUAGGGGAAAGCGGGGCAAAAUGGGCAUGUGGGGCAAAAUGGGCACCCUCUAUUUAAGCAUUAUUUGACUACAAAGAUGCUUUCCAAUGCUCAAAAUGUAUUCAUUAGAGUGUUCUAUGAACACCAUGUAAGUUUCAUAACCCUUACAUAACAAAUAACUAAGAAAAAUGCAAAAUAAGGUUUAGCAGCAUAUUGAUGUAAUUUUUGCCACUUCGAAAAUAAGCUUAAACGUGUGUCACAGGGAUGCGUUGAAGUUUUUCAUGAUAUAUUUUUAAAGAUAUGAUAUUUCUUUACAAUUUGUCUGAAGAAAGCAAGGCGAUUGAAUGCGUAUUUUUACUAAUAUAAUAAAAAGUACAAAAAUGCUUCACGUGGGGCAAAAUGGGCAGUUACGCUUGGGGCAAAAUGGGCAGAUGCUUUUGACAUACGGCGCGUGGUGAGGCUAUGGUGUUGUAUUUGUCGCCUCAAUAAUGAUAACAGGCACAGCUUCAAAACAUUCGAUUUUGUAGAUUUAAACGUGUAAAAACUGUUAUAAUUUUGAUAACAUAUUUUUGGAAGAAUUUCAAGGGCUUUUCUGACCAGCAAAUCAAAAGAUAGAACGAAAAAUACAUUUCACGAAACGUGCGCAAAAGCAUAGACCAUUACCUAAGCGCAGUUGUUGUGGCCCAUAUUGCCCCAGUGUUUUGACGUUUCACAGUUUGUUUACAUAUGCCCAUUUUGCCCCAGGGCUAUGCCCAUUUUACCCCGUGUGUCAAAAUAGCUUCUCGUAAAACAUCAACUUUUAUUUUACAUUAUUUUAUUGUUUUUAAGUUGUUUUCAUUAUAUGUGGCAAUUUUAAUCCAUAGAUAAAUGGUGGAGGUAUACCAUAAUGAAACAAAAAUUGUGUUUUGUGGAAUAUUCAAAGGAAUAUUCAGUAAAUUGCUUAACAUGCCCAUUUUGCCCCGCUUUCCCCUACUGGACAUACAGCAAUUCAAAUGAUUCAUGAAAUAAUUGUAAAAAGCACCUAAAAAAAUAAAGCUACCCUUCUUCAAAGUAAACCCUUGGAAGACUUGUGAAAACGGCAUCUACAUUCGCCCUGCCCGCGUCGCGCUGGCUACAUCAUAAAAAUUUGUAGUUUACGUGAAAGCAACUGUUGCCUAUUUUAUACGAAACAAAGAUUCAUGAAAAGCGGCUGUCAAACGGCGGAGCUGGCAUUUCCCAUUAGGCAGUGCUCUAGCACCGGAUGUCCGAUACGACAAUCAACAAA